GCUUGUGCGGCUACGUCGUUCCCCGAGGGAAGUCUCGAGGCCCUUCGUUAAUGGCUAAUCAGAGAAUGUUCACAGAUGUCAACUACUACAUCCCUGAUUGCUCAAGACAUGGGCCCUUUCAUCCAAGGGGCCGCAUUAAGUAAAGCUGAAUGAAGACGAGCUGCUUGGGUGGAAGGUGGCAUCUGUAGAGAGCUAGAGUCUAAUCUAUCCACCACCCCACUGGCGCCCAGCUCUGUCCGGCUGUUCUCUGGUUGCUGCGUCUCACCGAGUCUCUCCACUGUCCAGAAUCCUGAAGAACUCCGUUUACAAACUGCAUGCUCUUUAAAGAGGUUGCAAGGUCCCGCUCAUCUGUAGCAUUUUUGACAGCUUCCAGGGCCUCCUCUACCUGCUGCACAGCAUCUAGCUAAGGGAAAAAUAUUUUCCUAAUAAUUUUGAAGAGGAAAGUCUUCAUCCUACUCUUGGAAAUUCUGCAGACAACCAGGCAUUUGGGAAGGAUGGAAGAAAACACAGCAGAGGAGAUACAAGCAGCAAGCUUCUGGUGAGGGCUCUGAGGCCUAGUUGGCCAGCCCAUUCUAGGGCCUCGGAGAAAGUUGACACAGUACCCAACCUGAAUCGGUCAGUUACUUCCAGAAGAAAAGGAAGACCUGUGAUAUCCCUGGAGAGUUUGUACCUGUGACAUCCCUGGAGAGUUUGUACCUGUGACAUCCCUGGAGAGCUUGUACCUGUGACAUCCCUGGAGAGUUUGUACCUGUGACAUCCCUGGAGAGUUUGUACCUGUGACAUCCCUAGAGAGCUUGUACCUAUGACAUCCCUGCAGAAUUACUUGCCUUGUACCUCCUGCAGGCCCCGGUGCCCCUAAAGGGCUGUCUGUCCAGUUUGUGUUUGCCCUGGACGCCCACAGUGCACCUCUUAUGCACUCCAGCACCCCCAUCAGCUCCCUCUUCUCCUUCACCAGCCCAGCAGUGAAGAGACUGCUAGGCUGGAAGCAGGGAGAUGAAGAGGAAAAGUGGGCAGAGAAGGCGGUAGACUCUUUAGUGAAGAAGUUAAAGAAAAAGAAAGGAGCCAUGGAUGAACUGGAGAGGGCCCUCAGCUGUCCCGGGCAGCCCAGUAAAUGUGUGACAAUUCCCCGGUCCCUGGACGGGCGGCUUCAGGUGUCCCACCGCAAGGGUUUGCCCCAUGUCAUUUACUGCCGAGUGUGGCGCUGGCCUGAUCUCCAGUCUCACCAUGAGCUGAAGCCACUGGAAUGCUGUGAGUUCCCUUUUGGCUCCAAGCAGAAAGAGGUGUGCAUUAACCCCUAUCACUACCGGCGGGUGGAGACUCCAGUGCUGCCGCCUGUACUCGUGCCAAGACACAGUGAAUAUAACCCCCAGCUCAGCCUGCUAGCCAAGUUCCGCAGCACCUCCCUCCACAGUGAGCCUCUCAUGCCGCACAACGCCACCUAUCCCGACUCUUUCCAGCAGCCUCCGUGCAGUGCGUUCCCUCCCUCGCCAGGGCCCGGGCACGUGUUCUCACAGUCCCCAUGCACUGCUGUCUACCCUCACUCCCCAGGAAGCCCCUCCGAGCCAGAGAGCCCUUAUCAACACUCAGACUUUCGACCAGUUUGCUAUGAGGAACCUCAGCACUGGUGCUCGGUUGCCUACUAUGAACUGAACAACCGAGUUGGGGAGACGUUCCAGGCAUCCUCCCGAAGCGUGCUUAUAGAUGGAUUCACAGACCCUUCAAAUAACAGGAACAGAUUCUGCCUUGGACUUCUUUCUAACGUAAACAGAAACUCAACAAUAGAAAACACCAGGAGACACAUAGGAAAGGGUGUGCAUUUGUACUACGUUGGGGGAGAGGUGUACGCCGAGUGUGUGAGUGACAGCAGCAUCUUUGUGCAGAGCCGGAACUGCAACUAUCAGCAUGGCUUCCACCCAGCCACUGUGUGCAAGAUCCCCAGUGGCUGCAGUCUGAAGAUCUUCAACAACCAGCUCUUCGCACAGCUGCUCGCUCAGUCAGUUCACCACGGAUUCGAAGUCGUGUAUGAGUUAACCAAGAUGUGCACUAUCCGCAUGAGCUUUGUUAAGGGCUGGGGAGCGGAGUAUCAUCGCCAGGAUGUCACGAGCACCCCCUGCUGGAUUGAGAUUCAUCUUCACGGACCACUGCAGUGGUUGGACAAAGUUCUCACCCAGAUGGGUUCUCCACAUAACCCGAUUUCUUCAGUGUCUUAACAGCCCGUUAUGUCUUAAUCUACAUUUCUAUAGAAUAGAUGCUAUUGCAGGCAGUGGCUUAUACCAUUUCAGAUUUGCAACUAACAGAAGUUUCUAAGUACAUAUGUAAAUACAUAUAAUAUAUACUGUUCAUAUUUUUAUCACCAGUUUUUUUGUGCUAGAAUUUUUAGUUAACCUGGUGCCAGUACAACGUGAUUAGAAAAGGCAACUGUGUCAAUAGAAUUUGAAAAAUGUUGGCAGAAUAAAAGGCAGCAUUAGUCAGCCAUGUCAUUAUAAGGCAUGUUGUGUGGCCUACCAGAAAAAUAUCAAAACUGUUUAUAUAUUGCAAAUCAGGGUACUAGCAGCACUAAAGCAAGUAACACUUUCGGAUAAAAGAAAGCAACCAAACCCAUAUCACUUAAACAAUCUCACUUUCAGUGCUAUUGGCAAGAAGGGAAAAAAAACCCAAGCUUGUAAAAUCAGUUAUGUAAGAUGAGUCACAUAAAUUAUUUUAUUUCUCAAGUUGAAAUACCUAUAGCUGGACUAUUGUGCUAAUAUUAAUGGUACAUUUAAGAUAAAUUUAAACUGUGAUUGGAAAAGAGACUGUGAAGCUGGGAGUCAAUGUUGUUUCAAGAUCUGCCACUAUAAAAAAAAAAAGAGUCUAAUACAUGGGAAGAUUCAUAUGAAAAUAGCAUGAAAUGAGGUAUAUUCUCAAAUUACAAAAUAAGACCAGAAUAUAGUCCAAGAAUCACCCAGGGAGACACUUGCUUUCCAUGUAGGAGAACCAGGGCCCUGCUUUCCUGGUUCUUCCAGUCAGGCAGUCUGGCAGACUUCUGAGUCUGCACAGGGAGCUGGAGGACCGUGUGCGUAAUUUCUGGAUGGGGAUGAAGCAGUAAAAUAAGAGGGUUGGACAAAAGCAUCCUGUGUUUAUUCACACCUUCUCACAUUCCCAUUAAAAGACUUUAUGAAGCAAGGGCACAUUUCCCUACAUGUUGGCACAUACUAUUUACAGAUGACUAAAACAGUGGUGAAGCCUUGAGAAAAUCUGGACACAUUGCUGGGGUCAAAUCUAGGAGUUAUUUAACUUAGUGUCUCGGUCUGCUGAGCACAUCUGGUAGCCUCUUAUAAAGCUGAAGCCUCAUACCUGGAAAUAACUUCCCAAAUGAAAUAAUAAUUUCAUAACCCCUAGAAUUUCUGGGGAACAGUGGUACUGAAGAGUGGGACAUUUAAAUAAAUACAUAUAUAUACAUAUAUAUACAUACAUAUAUAUACGUAUUAAAAACCUGUUCUUAUUUACUCUUGGAUGAUAAGAGAGGAGAGGAACAUUCCCCACAUUUCUAGGUACUUUUACAUAUAAAUAUAUAUUUAUAUAUAUAUAAUUUUAUAUAUAUAUAUAAAAUCCCCACCCACUAAACACUGCACUGCUUCGAGAAAUAUUUCACACCCUCUCAAAAAUGUAUAGCUUAAGAAGGUAAUUAUACUUGUAACAGAUGGUACUUCAGUAAUCCAAGAGGUUUCUUCAUUUAUGCAUCCUAUCUCCGCUCUUUUUAGCAUUAGUGCACACAGUAGUUGCUUCUCAUUAAAUUGUAUUCAAGGUAGAAAUGAUCCUGUGAAAAAGAUAUAUUUGCGUGAGCUCCUACGGUUGCCUCUUGUAAGGACUAGUGUUAUCUAAUAGAAACUUUCCUAUAUGCAAUAGAAAAUAGUACAGCCUACAUUAAAACUAGGUGGUCCAUUUAGUGAUUAGAAAAUCCUGUAGUCCAUUGGUUCAUCAACUAUGUACUGUGCCCCUGUAUGGCGGGGAACAGUGUUAGGUACUGUGGAAUCAAGUGUAAACCAGAGACAGUCCCAGAUUCUGGAGAGUCUGUUAGUAAACCUGUUAGUAAACAUCUUCAUGCUUCAGAACUUUUCAAACAAAGCCAAACCUACGAUCUUUAUUUUUGCUUGAAAAAAAUACAACUGAUUUCUUAAUUGUCUAUAUUUUGAAACUUACUUCCCUUCUCUUCUCAGCAAUCAGGUAAGGGAUGAAGUCUUCCUCGGAUACACACUAUUUUUCUUCAGUGCUUCAAAGUUGUUUGUUUUCUCCCCUUACUCCCUUAUUUUCCAGUUUUUGCCCAUUUCCCCUUUUCUUGGAAAAGGCAUAAAUAUGGUGAGUCUUCCUCAUAUGAGUACAGGUCUGUGAGAAUAUCAAGGACACAUGGUUUUUGCUCCAGAGACCUAACAUAGCUUUCUUGAUCUCUUCACAAAUGCUCAAAUUUCUGAUAACCUUAUACCUUUGCAGAAUCCAUUGUAACUGAUUGCUUAUAAAUUACAUUAAAAAAAUAAACAAACCUGGAUGUUCAUGCAGGUUUGGGAAACCAAGACAAAAUAUUCCGGCAAGCCUGUGUUAUUCCUUUGAAAAACAAAUGAUUAAAGUGGUACAUUUGCAUCAUCACCAGUCCUAUCUCAAAAAAGUCCACAUUAGGCUACAGUGAAAUUCAAAAAAGUUAACCGUUCAGUCACCGUAACUAGUCACGUUCUCUUCAGACUUUUAACAUUUUUGCUGGCAAGAAUUGUCCAAAGUUGUAAUGCAGCAUUUGCCUUCAGACUUCUACAUUUGCUCAUUUAGCAUUCAUUCCUUGAGAUGGACAAUAAAAAAAAAUGUAAUAGCAUUCUUUUAUAGGAUAACUAGCAAAGUGGACAUGCUAAGCCAUUUAAAGGCACCAACAAUGCCAAACAUUUUUAAGAUUACCAUGGACAAGGGUUGUGCAGUAGAGAAUGAUGUUUUGGCCUGCUCUUAACCCCAGAACAUUUGUUGUGUUGUUCUUUCCUGUUUAAAAACUGAGAUGUGAGAAGUUUGUUUUAAACUAUAUUUUACUAUCUGCCAGUGCUUUGGAACUAUAAAGAUGUCACUUGUUUUUGUUUUUUUACAUUCAGUAUAAAUCAGGAAAAUUGAACAACAUAGCACUAGCGCUUAGAAUCCCCCCUUUCAUUGUCUUCUAAGGGAUUACAAGCAAUAACAAAGGGAUUAGAAGCAACAACAAAAAGCAUUUUGUAAAUAUAACCUGCUAGGAUUUAAACACCUGCUUAACUUUGAAUAUGUCCUGAAUAUCUGGUAUAUAUAUUCAACAACUAAAGCAAAAUAUAACAUGCAUUCCAAAUUUGUCUUCCCCUGUUAUGAUUUAGCAGUUGAACUGUAUGACAAGGCUAGAGGAUCCUGGCACAUGUUCAAAUUAAUGUAACACAAACCAACAAAAAAGGAACUAUUUUCGAUUCAAGUAAUGCUUUUGAUGAUCAUAUCUAGGCUUCAGUUAUCCUUCAAAUGCACACUUAUAUACUGCUAUAUGAUUGUUUAUAAUAAACAAUACUGUACCUA
Nyctereutes procyonoides (raccoon dog) is the source of this 5541-nucleotide messenger RNA. RefSeq names its product SMAD family member 9 (gene SMAD9). Gene Ontology annotation, biological process: transforming growth factor beta receptor signaling pathway; regulation of transcription by RNA polymerase II; SMAD protein signal transduction. Lineage: Eukaryota; Metazoa; Chordata; Mammalia; Carnivora; Canidae. Gene Ontology annotation, cellular component: heteromeric SMAD protein complex. Gene Ontology annotation, molecular function: I-SMAD binding; RNA polymerase II cis-regulatory region sequence-specific DNA binding; DNA-binding transcription factor activity, RNA polymerase II-specific. The coding region runs from base 912 to 2210 and encodes 432 amino acids. The transcript has 9 exons. The record is from RefSeq and is a predicted model, not a curated record.